GAGCAUACAUUGCUGGUAUUCCUCGACUGGACCUCUGAACUUGUCUUUUUGGAAUCCCAUCGGUGUACAACUUCAAACUGAUGAUGACCGUGUUGGCGUUGGUGUCUGUGCUGUUGAUGACCAGCCUCGCAGGGGUUCACGGACUCAGACAAUUUCCCAAAAAUGUUCUGGUGGCAGAGAUAAAUAAUGACAAAUCCAUCACAUUGACCUGCAAUGCAAAGACAGACGGGCCCGUCACCUGGAAGUUUCUCGGGAAAGAUGUGGAAGAUGAAGACUACGUUCGGCGGGACGGUCAAGAUCUGACCCUGUUGGAAGUGGACGUGUUCGCAUCGGGGGAAUACAGCUGCUGGAAGGGCGACCAAAAGCUGUCAUCGACCUAUCUGCUGCUACAGGAUAACGAGGAGGAGCAAGAGGAGUUAGAUCUUAGCUGUCGUGCAAAGUCCUACGACUGCAACUUCACCUGCACUUGGAGUGGCACUAAAAACAAAUUGGUGCGCCUCGGUCUGGGCCACGACUGCACGGAAGGUCACAGCUCUUGUAAGUGGGAAACGAGCAGUGACCAGACCCCCGACGGGGAAUUCCACUUUGUGCUGUCACACUCCCUCUCGCCCUACGAGGAGGAAAGCACCAUGCUCGAACUCACUGCCGAGGUUAUCUCUGACCCCUACAUGCACCGGAAAACAACAACAUUUUACCUCAGAGACAUCGUUCAACCUGACAGUCCCCAGAUUGUGGGAUAUAAGGCGAUGAGGGGGGAGCUGAAGGUGACCAUCGAGCCCCCGUCCAGCUGGUCAACUCCCCACAGCUUCUUCAGUCUGGAGCAUGAGAUCGAAUACGAGUCUCAGGACGACGGCAAGAGAGGACGAUCUUUAUCCGCCGUCAUCCCCAGGGGGGUCAGCAGAAUGAGGGUCCGGUCCAGAGACCCGCUGGUGCCUUCGCCCUGGAGUCAGUGGAGUCCCUGGAAAAAUGUGGAAAACAGGAAAAUGAACCCACGUGAAAGGAAAAGAAAAAGACACUCUUCCAGGAUGAAAUCUCAGUCCACAAAUACGAGAAGAAAAGGGGGGAAGACAAAACCAAAGGAUGCUAGAAGAAGUAAAACGCAAUGAAGAAGAAAUUGUUCCACAAAAAUACAAAUAUGCAUGUGCCUAUGGUAAAAAAUUGUGGGAACAUGUGUGUAAACCAAAUGCCAGUAAGACCAGUGAGCAGCUCUGCCUCCCAUCAGGAGACAUCUUAAUAUACGCAUUUGUAAAUAGAAAGUGCUAAUGACAGUCCACGACAGUCAAGUGGAAAAGUGGCAUGCGAACAAAUGUAAGUGCUGAUACUACU
This is a messenger RNA of Menidia menidia (Atlantic silverside), 1326 nucleotides long. NCBI's taxonomy places the organism in Eukaryota, Metazoa, Chordata, Actinopteri, Atheriniformes, Atherinopsidae. The record is from the annotation of a GenBank genome assembly.